UUUGGGCGUUCCCUGGGCAAUGUCCUUGCAGAUGGCCAAUUCUCUCACACCAGAAGCGACUUGCAGUUUCUCAUUACUAAUACUAUUACAGUGGCUGCAACUACUGUACUACCAUUAAGCCUGGUAUGAGUUUCUAUCUAACCGCAAUCCUAAUUGUCGACUAUCAGUGACUUGGAUUGUAUUCAAGAAGUUAAGUACCAUUGGGGUUCACUAGACAAUUUAACACAUUAUAAAUAGUAUUGUUUUUGGUAACUGCAAUGGAAAUCCUCACCAUCGCUAUUCCAUUCAGAUGUUUCACUCUAUUUGGACUUCUUUUCAGAGCUCUUCUCACUACUGGAACCAUAGUUCCUUUCCUUUCUCAGGGGCCCUGCAUCUCAAUUUCUAAGAUUUAAUAUUUCCUUUUAAAAAUAACCCUAAAGGAUAAUCUUGGAUAGCCCUGCUUAGUUCUUGGGUGGAUACCAGGUGCUGUUGGCUAUAUUUCAAAAGAAGGAACUGGCAAAACCACCUCUGAGUAUUCACUGCCUAAGAAAACAUUAUGAUUUGAGGGGUUGCCAUAAGUCAACACAUCCUGAGAUUGCCCCAUAAUCCAAGUUGCUUUUUUUCUGUCACAGUUUUGUUUUUCUUAUUACGAUUUUAUUGUUUUUCCGUUUGAAUCUUAGGGUCUAAUCCGCCCUAUCUCCCCAAGGGGAUUCAUUUAUUUUAAGUAUGUUGUAGUUGUAGUUGUCGUUGUUGUUGUUGCGUGCCUUCAAUGCAUUUCUGACUUAUGAUAACCCUAAGGCGAACCUAUAAUGGGGUUUUCUGGGGCUGAAAGCGAGUGAUCUGUUCCUCUCUGCAAUCGCACUUCCUUGUAAUGGACUUCAUUUUGGUCAUUAAUUAAUCUCCUCAAGGCUUUAGAAAGAAAUGGAAGCAGGAAGACGUAGGCCUUAAGGGUGGAAAAAGUCAUAUUCACAUGCAAGACCGAAAUAUGCAAAAAGUGUUUUCGGUAUCUUAUUUUGAAUGCCGUCCUACCGUGCUCCCUGCUCUGCUCAUUCAAGACAUAGCGAUGGAGGUGUCUGGUCCAGCAGGGUCCUCCUUCCUCGGAGAACACUGGCUAGCACAACUUGGGUCUCAACGUGGUGGGUCGUACCACAGCCCUGAGGUGGGUUGCACAAUAGCAGCAUCAAUGUUCCACUAUUGUUUUGCAUUUCCUUCUAGAGAGGCAGGUAACCGAGGAGGAAAGGAGGAAACUUCACAGAAUGAAUAGAUGUAGGGUGUUGUUGUUAUUGCUUGGUGUCUUCAAAUCAUUUCUGAACUGUUGUGAACCUAAGUUGACCUUGCUUUCUUGGCAAGAUUUGUGAGUUGCAAAAUGUGAGUUUCAUGGCCAAGUAGGUAUUUGAACCUUAGGUAUUUGAACUUGGUCUCCAGGUCUAAUGCUCUAUCUGCCGUUGCACUAUUUUGGCUGAACAGAUAGACACCACGGGAGUUUGAGUUUCUUCUGUCAUGGGAUGGUAUUUUGUUUGAGAUGGCUUUUUUAUCGUGUCAGAAGUGAAUUGAGAACAUACUGCAAGUCGCUUCUGGUGUGAGAGAAUCAGCAUCAUCCACAAUGUUGUUGCCCAGGGGACGCACAGAUGUGUUACCAUCCUGUGGGAGACUUCUCUCAUGUCCCCGCAUGGGAAGACUGUGCAUACGCACAAUAUUUCAUCAUCUUUUCCCUCUCCUUGUUUUCUAUUCUGCUGACUCCUGAGAUUGCCCCAUAAUCCAAGUUGUCUUUUUUUUUGUUACAGUUUUGUUUUUCUUGUUACGAUUUUAUUGUUUUUCCGUUUGAAUCUUAGGGUCUAAUAUGUUGUUUAAUUCAGAAAUUAAAGCAGACUUCUUCAAUGUCUGAAUCAGUGAAACUUAACUGCUGUCUCUCCCCCCCCUUUCAAUGCCCCCUUCUUAGAUGAGGAGUGUGCUAUACAAGCUGACACCUUUCUUGAUCUCCUGUGCCCUGUAUUUUUUACUUGGGGUCCAAGAACCCAGCAUCUUCGCCAGUAUUCUCAGGAGCCUCCCAACCAUCUCCUUGGCAUUCUUUGUGGCCAACCAGUCCAACAGUACCGGAACCUGGACGCAAUAUUCCCAGAAGAUAUUGGAAGGCCUGAUGUUCGCAGCUGUGGGAGAUGUCUUAAUUGUGUGGCCUAAACUUCUUCUUCCAGCCAUGAUUGCUUUUGCUGCCUGUUUCAUCUCCUACACCUCGGCUUUUGGCUUCACUCCCUUUCGGCCUCUGAUCCUCACCAUCCUUGCAAUAGUGGGGAUUGAGAUUUACAAUGUCCUGCUGUUGCCGUGCUUGGGGGGCAUCUUUCUGUUGGUUGUCCCAGUCUAUCUAGGCAUACUUGGCAUCAUGGUAUGGCGCGCCCUCUCCCUCCCCAAACGGCAACUGAGCGCGACGGUUGGCAGCGUGAUCUUCUCCGUGUCCGAGCUGUUUGAUGGCCUCGAUAUAUUCUGCUCCAAAGUACCCAAUUUCCGCUUCCUUGUCAUGGCCACCUACUACACUGCCCAGGGCUUGAUUGCAUUUUCCGUGACCUCUCAGGGAGUCCCUUGAAAGAUGAACUGAGCCUUGGAAGGGGACUCCCGCAUUAACAUGUUGAGAACUCAGGAAUCCUGUCUUUUAACUACUCCGUCUUCUUUUAGUCAAUUCUGCACACUCUAGCCCUCUUUUAUCUGAUUCAUUCCAGAGAAACGUCUGGAAUGUUGUCGAUUCAUGGUAUCAUCCAUGAAAGCUUCUCAGGCGUCAUCUACAUGGACGCAAAUGAUCAUAUUUAUCUCAUAUCUGGUGCUGGAAUAGCCCACAUCCUAUCUGGAGAACUGAGAUCUAAUUUUGCCCUUUUAUACUAUUGAUGGCUUAAAUCCAAGUUUAAAAGAUGAACCUUUUUACAAUUUUCUGGAAAACCCGGUUAUUGUAUAAAAAUUAAUUAAUUAAAUAAAUAAUUGUAUAUCUCA
Molecule: messenger RNA, 2955 nt
Organism: Anolis carolinensis (green anole)
Lineage: Eukaryota; Metazoa; Chordata; Lepidosauria; Squamata; Anolidae
Product: lysoplasmalogenase TMEM86B
Exons: 2
Coding region: 1919-2557 (212 amino acids)
Biological process (GO): ether lipid metabolic process
Cellular component (GO): membrane
Molecular function (GO): alkenylglycerophosphocholine hydrolase activity
Source: RefSeq, a predicted model, not a curated record